CCAGGUCGUUCCCUUUUUGCAGUCUCUUUUUCACGUAGUUGCCCAUCUGUUUUUUUUUUUUUGGUUCUGGCCAUCUCCAUGGGUAGCAUCACCAAGUUCGAUACUGCGCAUGAGGAUCUUAUUCACAAUGUAGCCUAUGACUUUUACGGCAAACGGCUCGUUACUUGCUCCUCGGAUCAGCGAUUGAAGGUCUGGGAUUUUGUGGAGCGCGACGAAUCCUCAGCCUGGGAAUUGAACGAUUCGUGGAAGGCUCACGAUGCGUCUAUUCUGAAAGCGAUAUGGGCUCAUCCUGAAUACGGACAGGUUAUUGCAAGCUGCUCGUUUGAUUGUACAGUGAAAAUAUGGGAGGAGCAGAUAUCGGAACCUAAAAUGAGCCAGAAACGAUGGUUUGAAAGAGGUCGAUUAUCGGAAUCCAGUGGCGUGGUAUUAGAUAUUGCAUUUGCACCUAUGCAAGGCGCAUUACGGCUGGCUUCAUGUUCGGCCGAUGGAAUUGUUCGCAUCUACGAGGCACCAGAACCGACGGAUUUAUCACAAUGGUCAGAGGUGGAAGAAUUUGAAAUUUCAACGGCUCAAUACGGAGCGAUGGAUGCGUCCAAAGUUCCAUCGUCCCAAGGCUUUGGAUCAACGGCACAGCAGCAGCAACAGCAACAUCAGGCACUAUCGUAUCAACAACAACAGCAGAAACAAUCCCCCUACCCUUAUCAAGCACUACCACCUCAUCAUCUGACAUCCACAUCUCAGCAGCAGCAGGCCCUGUCGUCGCAGUCAUCCCAUCAUCCUUAUCUUCCGCAACAUCCUUCGUCUAUGCAACCGGCUAACAAUCACAGCACGAGUUCCAGUAACAGUUCGGUAGCCAGCCACACAGCUACCGGUGCUGGGAGCGACGGAGGCAUGUUCGGAUCGCGGAUGACGAAUGCAGGUGGUAUGGGAGGCUACUCGGGCGCCGUGGUACCUGUGAAUCAAGGACAGGGAGUGUCGCCUGGCUCGUCCAUGAUACCGAACCCGGGAUUAAGCCAAUUACAAUCUGGUUCCGGCGUCACCGGAGCUGUGAGCAACGUAUCCAGCAGUUAUCAUCGCACCAUGGAUAUCAAUAGCGGUUACUGUAUUGAUUGGUGUCCCAACCGCACAGCCACUGCCAUGAUGGUCGUAGGUCUUGGUAAAGAAAUCGGGGCAAGGAUAUUCAAACAUGAUGGUCAUAAUCGAUGGUAUCCUGCUGAAUUUCUUCCUGGCCACACACAGGAAGUGCAUGACGUGAGUUGGGCGCCUAGUAUGGCAAGAUCGUAUCAAUUAAUUGCCACUGCGUGCAAGGAUCACUAUGUACGAAUCUACAAGUUGACGGAGCAGCCUUUGGCUGGUACACCCAACGUAGGGACUUCGGGAUCAUCACGAUCGGGAUCAAACCGACAAGGCGGCGGAUUGGGCAGCUCAAGUCGGCUGGGGCAUCGUCCCAUUCAUGUGGAACUGAUAGCUUCCUUCAAUGACCAUAAUGCUGAAGUAUGGCAUGUGGAAUGGAAUGUGACUGGAACUAUUCUUUCGUCUUCCGGUGACGAUGGAAAACUGCGAUUAUGGAAAGCAGGAUAUGACGGCGAAUGGCGAUGUAUGGCUGUCAUCACAGGCAAUCAACAACAGAACGCUCCCACCCAUUCAAUAGGUAUAUAA
Messenger RNA from Radiomyces spectabilis, 1659 nucleotides. RefSeq names its product WD40-repeat-containing domain protein. Lineage: Eukaryota; Fungi; Mucoromycota; Mucoromycetes; Mucorales; Radiomycetaceae. The coding region runs from base 79 to 1659 and encodes 526 amino acids. Gene Ontology annotation, biological process: positive regulation of TORC1 signaling; cellular response to amino acid starvation. Gene Ontology annotation, cellular component: Seh1-associated complex; nuclear pore outer ring. The record is from RefSeq and is a predicted model, not a curated record. The transcript has 5 exons. Gene Ontology annotation, molecular function: protein binding; structural molecule activity.